GUUCUAAAAUAACCGUCGCUCUGCACACACAUAGCACCUUGACAAGCACACACACGUACAAACCCCGAGACAUGCCUCUUGCGUCUUUAUGAAUUCGCUAUGAAUUAUUACUCUACUAUUGUAAUGAAAGAUACAUCAGGGGCAGGCAGUAGUUAGUAACGUGUGUGGUGACCGUCUAUGACAGCUGGCUUUUGGGUUACCGUUGUUGUUACAUGCUUCAGUAAUCGAACAGUGUAUGGCAAUAGCGCGGUGCCUGUGUAGGGGAAACAUUGUGGGAAUGCAUGUACCAUCAAGUUCUAUUAUUACUCCAAAACUGUGUGUACAUGCUAGAUAGCUGUGUGCGCACAGAUCACUGUCGACCGUCACUGACUACUAAAGGAAAUAUCUGAUUUAGAAUGGUGCAGUACAUUCCGUCCAUGAACAACCCCCAUUUGGAAUAUCGCAGCAGCAUACGGACUGCACGUACAUGAAAACACACUUGAGAUCUUCAACUCGACAUGGAUGGUGUAUUGUUAUCGUCGAUUGUUAUCAGGAGAACAAUAAGCGCUGCUCCCUCUGCACCUCUUCACGUCAACAUUGCCGAGGUGAGCCAGUGAUAUAAUCGACGACCGUGUGUUUGCUUGCUGAAGAUAAAACCGCUGUAUAUGUGUGACGUCGACUAAAGACCACUGCUGCUAUUACCAUGCAAAUCACUGUUGGUUGGUCACCCCCAGUUGUGUACUCAUUGAUUGGUAGUGGGUCCUGCCUGUGAUGAUGAUAUUAAUAACACGUUGAAUGCUAUGGGGCCUGGCAGCAAGAGAGAUUGGAUAUUAUACCAGUAUCAUCCAGAGCAGCGUGGUGAUCACUUGAUAGAGAAGUUCUUGCCAUAAAAACUCCCGUUAACAAAUGCCUGCCUUGACACUUGAACGCGAGCUUGGAAACCAUGUGCGUUGUCGUUCUGCGUGAUACACACACACCCCUUCGCAUUAGACUUAGGUGGAACAGCAACCCAUGUGCACCCAUCCCAUGUUCUUCUGUGGAGAAGGAGUUUAAGUCUUCGGUUAGUGUAUUAUGACAUCUGGAACGACAACCUCCAAUGACUAAGAAUUGGUUGGAUUAAAUUGUUGAUAAGUGACGCGGCCGGUCAGUUAAAAUGAAGCUCAAACAGAGGGCCCUUAUGGCCAUGGUGGGUACUAGCGUAGCUACAGCUGUUUUCAUCAUGGUCAUGAUACUAGACCUGAGCCCUGUUUCCAUGUACCAUCACGGUGCGCAAGCAGAGUCGCCCCAGGGUGGUCCGGUCGGGGCCUAUCCCCCGAGGGGAGACGACCAUCCUGCCGUACACCUACGGAGACAAUUGGGUAAGAGUGCCUCACGCUCCGGGGUUGUCGUCAUCAACUCGACCGUGGUGCGACACCCGCACGAUCUGGACCCUCUAUCAAACCCGGGUAAUCCUAUCGAGAGACAUGAACACAUUAUACAAAGCAACUCAAGAAGUACCCGUGGACCACCACCCCAACAACCAGACAGCUCAAGACCAAAACGACCCGAUGGUUUCCCAGAUGAGGGCAAUUUCUACAACUCUCACCAUAAGUGGUUGAAGACACAACCGUCGAAACUGAAACAAAACACUGGGAAAUACGAAAGACUUAUGGCCAUGCCUUCGUCUACUAAAGUACCAUCAGACGCGGAUCCACUAUUACAUAUACAAGGGAAAAAAUAUGUUGGAGCGCACGAUCUGAAAAUUUGGGAGGCAUUCCAGCAUAAAAUCAACAGAUACGAAGUUUACUCAAAUUUUUCGGAGGUCGAUGAACUUUUAGACUACAUCGUGACGGAAGCAAUAUACGGAGUUGAUGAGAAAUCUGGAGGUACCCAAGUGAAACUUAUUAUUACAUAUGAUGACGGAGGUCAUUCACUCUUCAAGCCUUGGAGGGUACCACGAGAAUAUGAAACAUUACCGAAUCAUUUCUACUUCUCGGAUAUCGAGCGCCACAACGCUGAAAUAGCAGCAUUUCACCUUGAUAGAGUUUUAGAUUUUCGGAGGGCGCCACCUGUUGCUGGCCGCUGGUUCAAUUUGACAUCAGAUAUCUACGAUUUGGCCGAUUCGGGACUCCGUAAAACUUUUUUUCGUUCACCUGCUAAUAAUAUAUGUUUCGUGGGUCAUUGUUCCUACUAUUGCGAAACUGAGACGGCUGUUUGCGGCCAGCCAGAUAUGAUCGAGGGCUCCAUAGCUGCCUACCUGCCUUCAUUCAAGUCAGCGCCUCGUAAAACGUGGCGGCAUCCAUGGCGAAGAUCAUACAGUAAACAUAGAACAGCCGUAUGGGAGCAGGAUCCGGCGUACUGUGAGCGGGUUGUCAUGAAUAAACACCCGUACAAAACUGGACGGAGACUACUCGACCUUAUGGACAUGUGCGUCUUUGACUUUUUAAUAGGUAACAUGGACCGCCAUCAUUACGAGACAUUUGAGGCCUUUGGAAACUUUACAUUCCCGAUUCAUUUAGAUCACGGAAGAUCGUUUGGUAAACAUCAUCAUGACGAGUUAUCCAUUCUCGCACCACUAUUCCAAUGUUGCCUUUUACGAGAGACGACCUACAACCGGCUGGAGCUGCUGGCCACGGAGAAGUUUAAACUGAGUGACGUCAUGCGCGAAUCACUCUCACGUGACUUGUUAUUUCCGGUGGUGAUAGAAGCCCACUUGGAGGCGAUGGACAGACGGCUUCAGACAAUCCUGGGCCAGGUGGAGAAAUGCUUCCAGAGGAAGAACAAAUCGAAGGUUCUGAAACCCGAACCUCGGUUGAAGGACUACAUAGAACCCGAACAGUUAACAAAAGUCGAAGACUUUGAGGACGAGUACUGACCACUCUAGAAAAAAAACUACACACAAAUGUUGCUGCUUUGUGUUAACUCCAAAUUAUUUAAAGCAAGCAAGUUUUGUUUAAUUGACUGAAGUCACAAUUGAACAAGGGUAUGUGUGCUUUUACUUUUGGCAAAAAAGCUCUUAAGUCUGUUGGAAAUGAGGUAAGCUUUUUGCGUUUACAUCGACUUCUAGAACGCGUGGCCGUUUUUUUUUUAAAGAAAAAAUAAAAGAAGUUUUUGUCUGAGUUUUUGAUGUAAGGGAUAUUUUUUAUAUGGAUACCAAAGAGUUCCAGAGGAAAGUGUGUAUCACAAAGGUACAGGAGAUCUAUUUUUUCUUGUGUGAAGGUCCAAGGUACUCCGCAAAUUCCAGAAAAUUCAGUCUGAAAGGGAAAUUUAAGAAAAAUGCUUUGUUUUCCAAAGUUGGUGGAUUGAAGAAAAACACAAAUCUAAUUGAAUCUACAAAAUAAUUGAAAUGUUAUUCGAUUUGUUUUAAAUCAGUUAAUCUGUCCAUCUUCCGUUGAAGAAAUAUUUCUUUACUGAAACCAGCUGAUUUUCUUUUUAUUUCUCAGCUGGUUUUUAUUUUACUUGCAUUAACACAAACGAAUCACACAGAUGUGUGUGAUGGUGAUUUUCUGCUUAUUGAGUAGAAGUAUAUAAUAUUCUGUCUUUGUUUUCUUUAAAAAGUUGCUAAUUUUUAUGCUGUUAAAAACAAUAUGUUUUGUUUCUACUGAGUUGUUGAUAACAAUCAAAUUACCAUUCAUGUAAAUUGUUUCAAUUUGUGUGUGACAAAAAUGCUGUAAGACAGCAGUCAAUCACAAAUUCGUGGAUGAGCGAAUAGUAAAACCACUUACAAACUUUACGUUUUAUUUGUCUUAAAAAUAAUUGACAAUUUCAAGAAAAGUUGAAAAGAUCAACUUUGAUGGUGUCAUCUACCUAUUUUGCCCCAGUUUUGGUAGCUUUUUUCUAUUUUUUUUUGUGCGCCAAGGGUCACGUGCCUACGAGUGACUUAGUUUUUAUAAACACAUCAUCUCAUAAUGAUUUAGUGGGGCUUUAAUGUUACGUCAUUGAUGCUCGCUAUUGGCACACAAAGAUGGAGACAUAAGCAUCGGCGUGGCCAUGUUGCCACUCCUUACAGGACACUGACAAGAAGAAACGCCCUACAUAAGUAUCGACGCUGUCAUGUCGCCACUCCCUGACAGGAAAAAGCAUUGGUUACCACAAGAAACGCCCUCUCGUGUGUUUCUUCUCUUUUCUCAUUUCCUGUUAGACUUCUUGGCCCCUGUCUUUGACUGCUUAUCUCUCUGUAUGUGAAAUGAAUGUAGGUCAAAGUUGCAUAUACAUUCCGGCUGGAGGCUGGUCUCUGGCGUUAUUCACGAGCCUCGAAGUGUGACGUCAAAAUGUGCAGGCUAGUUUCCUGUGAAAUAAGAAUUCCCGCAUGGUGGCUGGCGUCAUUGUAUGUCGUUGCAGGCAUUCCUUGGAAAAUGUUAGACUUUGUGGGUGCGUUCGUUUAGCUUCCCUGGGUCGACCCCGGUCUGCCCCCGGUGCAUUUGAAUAGCUUUGACGUCAU
Messenger RNA from Asterias rubens (European starfish), 4399 nucleotides. RefSeq names its product extracellular serine/threonine protein kinase FAM20C-like. Gene Ontology annotation, molecular function: phosphotransferase activity, alcohol group as acceptor. The record is from RefSeq and is a predicted model, not a curated record. The transcript is spliced from 10 exons. Gene Ontology annotation, cellular component: Golgi apparatus. The coding region runs from base 1133 to 2833 and encodes 566 amino acids. Gene Ontology annotation, biological process: protein phosphorylation. Lineage: Eukaryota; Metazoa; Echinodermata; Asteroidea; Forcipulatida; Asteriidae.